Molecule: messenger RNA, 4815 nt
Organism: Caenorhabditis bovis
Lineage: Eukaryota; Metazoa; Nematoda; Chromadorea; Rhabditida; Rhabditidae
Source: the annotation of a GenBank genome assembly
AUGGACAAAGAACUUGGGAGUACAAUUCCUAGUAUACACAAAGUUGCUGAAGAUAUUCUUCGUGGUGUCGAUGAAAAUGACGAAACUGGAAAAUUGCAGAAAAAUCGGAGACGCAAGAAACAGCAAUCUGAAUCUAGUAAUGAUGCUCCCUUGAGUUCUGCACCUCGGCAUGUUCAAAAAUUUGACUGGAAGGAUAUGCUCCACCUUGCCGAUAUUUCUGGAAGAAAGCGUGGAAAUUCAACUACAAGUCAUUCCGGUCAUGCGACACGAGCUAAUUCUAUGAAGGGUCGACCAUGGAUAGAAGCACAUCUGAAAAUGCGAGAAUGCUCGUAUUUCGUUCCAACGAAUAGGUUCGCUGAGCGUUGUGGAUGCGGAAGAGAAAAAUCAAAGCAUUCACCAGAAGUGUUGAACAACUCGAAAAUUCGAUCAACCCAUUUGACCCUACCUGGAAUUGUCGAAGUGUCAACUGAUUGUGAAAACGAACCACAAAUUACAAUAACUCCACAACGAUGGUCAAUUAAAGAUGAUACUGAGCUGGUUCCCACAAGUUCAUAUGGUUCAAUUGUAUUCGAAGGCACCACCCAUCACGUGCAGUAUGCUCGUGUGAGUUUUGACACUGAGCCCCGCGAUAUUGUGCAUUUAAUGACGAAAGUGUGGAAGAUUCGACCUCCAAAACUGAUAAUCACAGUUCAUGGGGGCCUCACAAAAUUCGAUCUGCAGCCGAAAUUGGCGCGAUCAUUCCGCAAGGGAAUCAUGAAGAUUGCCAAAUCGACCGAUGCCUGGAUUAUCACAUCCGGUUUAGAUGAAGGAGUCGUCAAGCAUGUCGCCUCAGCAUUACAAGAUCAUGGAAGUCAGACGGCCAAUAAUCAUGUAGUCGCAAUAGGUAUUGCGCCAUGGGGAAUGCUUAAGCAUCGAGGGCGCUUCAAUGGAAAAGAUAACACGGUUACCUAUGCGCCAAAUAUCUAUAAUAAUUCAAGAUUGAAAGAGUUGAACGAUCGUCAUUCAUACUUUUUAUUUUCUGACAAUGGCACUGUUAACAGAUAUGGGGCUGAAAUUAUAAUGCGAAAAAGAUUGGAAACGUAUUUGGUGCAAGGUGAUCGCAGAAGAGGAGCCAUUCCCUUGAUUUGUGUUGUUUUGGAAGGUGGAGCUUUUACUAUCAAAAUGGUGCAUGAUUAUGUUACAACAAUACCUCGAAUCCCGGUAAUUGUGUGCGAUGGUAGUGGACGUGCUGCCGAUAUUUUGGCAUUUGCGCAUCAAACGGUCUCACCCGAUGGUUUCUUGUUGGAAAAUAUUCGCUCACAACUCACUAAUAUUGUUCGCAGAGUUUUUGGAUAUGAUGAUAAAAAUGCGCAGAAGCUGAUUAAACAAGUCUCGGAAUGCACAUCGAAUAAAUUACUGAUGUCGAUUUUCCGCCUUGGAGAAUCUCAACGAGAGGAUCUUGAUCAUGCGAUAAUGAGUUGUCUGCUAAAAGGUCAAAAUUUAUCGCCAAGAGAACAGCUUCAAUUGGCUCUCGCUUGGAACAGAGCAGAUAUUGCGAGAACCGAGAUUUUUGCCAAUGGAACGGAAUGGGAAACACAAGACUUGCAUAGCGCAAUGAUGGAGGCUCUCGCAAACGAUCGCAUAGAUUUUGUGCAACUUUUGCUUGAAAAUGGGGUCUCGAUGCAAAAUUUCCUUACUUUUGGUCGUCUCGAAUUCCUAUACAAUACGGACAAGGGACCACAAAAUACGCUACGCACAAAUCUGUUGGUUAAUUCGAAGCACCACAUCAAGUUGACGGAGAUUGGAAAGCUGAUUGAAGAAUUGAUGGGCAACUUGUAUAAAUCGAACUAUACAAAGGAGGAAUUCAAAAACAAAUACUGUUUGUUCUGUAAUCGAAAGAUUUUUAAAAAAUCUCCAAACAACGGAAUUGGACAUGUGCCAACGGGUGGAGAAGGAAUGUCUUCGAUGCAACUCACACUCAUCAAAAAUGCAAAAACUUCGUUGAUUCAUCUAUUUGGGAAUAAGAAAAAUACGAACGAUCAAGAUGAGGACUUCUCACAUAUGGAUGACGAAGAUAAUGACGAAUUCACGUUCAAGUAUCCAUACAGCGAGCUUCUAAUAUGGGCGGUACUGACAAAACGUCAAAAAUUGGCAAAAUUAAUGUGGAGACAUGGCGAAGAGCAAAUGGCAAAAGCGUUGGUCACAUGCAGAUUGUACCUCUCUAUGUCUGAAACGGCAUCAUUGGCGACUGGAGAAAUCGGAAUGAGUCAGGAUUUUACCGAAUACAGCCAAGAGUUUUCGGAAUUAGCGGUUGAAGUUUUGGAAUAUUGCACAAAACAUAGUAGAGAUAUGACAUUUCGUCUUUUGACUUGCGAACUCAACAAUUGGGGAGGCGAAACAUGUCUAUCGCUUGCUGCAAAUAACGGCCAUCGCAAGUUCUUGGCGCAUCCGACAUGCCAAAUGUUACUGUCCGAUCUGUGGCAAGGAGGAUUACUAAUGAAGAGUAACCAAAAUGCAAAAGUUUUGGGUUGCCUUCUGACACCUCCUUUAAUAUUUCUUCUUGGAUUCAAAACCAGAGAACAACUCAUGCUGCAACCGAAAACUGCUGCAGAGCAUGAACAGGACGAAGAGGAGCUGAGUGAUUCUGAUGCAUCGUCUAUUGAAAAUGAUUGCACGGAUUCCUCCUGUUCAGAAACUGAUCAUGAUGAUGACUUCGAAAAUGACCAACCAUUGAGUAUAUCAAAACUUUCGCGUGGUAAGAUGAAUACUUCUGAAAAGAAAAUAUUGGGUCCGAAUCGAAUGGUCGUCGCUCCUGGAAUAGCUUCAAAUCGUAGUCGGGCUCGUACCAUGUCUGUCAAAAAACGCAAAAAUUCAUCUCAAAAUGUGGCCAGUAUCCAAAUUGAUGUUUCUGGCGACGAAGGCGGAGAAUCUGAUCAAGACGAAGAAGAAAUACAAGUUAGAAAACGAAAAAAAUCAAUAGCAAAACCGUCGUUUGUGAAUGUGGAUAAUUUGACGACAAGAAAUGAGAUGAAAAAAUAUAGUCCAGUUUAUAUGCAUCGUACACUGUCUUGGAAAAGAAAAAUUUCGGAAUUCUACAAUGCUCCAAUCACGACCUAUUGGCUCUGGUUUUUUGCAUUUAUUGUAUUUCUUCUUUUGCUUACCUACAAUUUGCUUGUCAAAACCCAAAGAGUUGCCAGCUGGUCAGAAUGGUAUUCAUUUGCCUAUAUUCUCGUGUGGACAAUGGAAAUAUGUCGAAGAGUGGUUUCGAUGGUUUUAAUGGAUUUAACGAAACCAAUACUCAAACAACUCAAAGUUUAUUUUAUGUCGUAUCGAAACGGGUCGUUAGCGUUUGCAUUGGCUACGUUUUUAAUAGCUUACAUUAUUCGUAUAAAUCCGGGAACAAGAACACUUGGAAGAAUUCUUUUGAUUUGCAAUUCCGUCAUGUGGUCUUUGAAAUUGGUUGACUAUCUUACUGUUCAGCCAACACUCGGCCCUUAUAUUUCAAUGGUCGCCGAAAUGAUUCCUUCAAUGGUCCCGUUAUGCGUACUCGUUUUUAUAACGUUGUACUCAUUUGGUCUCCUGCAACAAGGAAUAAAAUAUCCCAAUGAAGAUUGGCAUUGGAUUCUAGUCAGAAACAUCUUUCUUCAUCCUUAUUUCAUGCUUUACGGAGAAGUGUAUGCAGACGAAAUUGACACGUGCGGAGAUGAAAUUUGGGAUACACACGAGGACGAGAAUAUUCCGAUAAGUAUGCUGAAUGUUACACACGAGACCUGCGUUCCUGGUUAUUGGAUUGCGCCUGUCGGUUUGACCGUAUUUAUGCUUGCCGCAAAUGUGCUGCUGAUGAAUGUGAUGGUGGCUAGUUGUACAUAUAUUUUUGAGAAGCACAUCAUGAGCACACAGGAAAUUUUCUUGUUCCAUAGAUAUCAACAGGUAAUGGAAUACGAAUCGACACCUUGGCUUCCUCCGCCAUUCACUGUUCUAUUUCAUAUCUACUGGCUACUGAAGCUUUUGCGAAAUAGUUCCAAUAUAUUUGUGAAGAAGAAUUUGUUCGAUACAUCCUUAAAACUAUUCCUGACCAACGAUGAAAUGGAACGAGUGCACGCGUUUGAGGAGGAAUGCGUUGAUGAUAUGAAACGGGAAACUGAAAAGAAACAUUUGACGUCGAACGAGGAGAGAAUACACAGGACUGCCGAAAGAACCGAUGCAAUAUUGAAUAGAAUCUCCAACAUCACGACGAUUGAAGUGAGUUUGAAGGAGGAGAUUCGAGAAUUGGAAAUGAGAAUGAAAGCUAUUGAAGCUCGUCAUAAAGACGAGAUGAGUAUUCUAAGCGAUAUGAAUCGGAAACUUGCAAAAAUUUUGAGAAAAAAUGGUGAUGCUGAUAGCGAUGAUGAUGAUGAUCACAGCGUUCCAUUGAUUGGUAGCCCAAUUUCGGCUCGAAAAACUCCUGGACAAUAUAUGAAAAGAGAGAAGAGGAAAAUGUCGAUCGAGGAUAGUUCUCGCGGAAUUCCGACUAUUCAAAUCGAUGGUGGUGAAUCAGACAUUGAUUCCUCUGAGCGAAUUUCCUUUACGGUCCCACGUAUUCGUCAACACACAGAAGGCGAACUGUCCGAGGAAGAUCUCAUUCGACAAGAAGUUUCAAGACCCCAAGUAUUGUCACUUCCUCGUGGUCAUCGUCGUCAUAAUCUCUAUACAACGAUUGCUGAUUCUAUUGAGACUGGCGAUGAGUUCUUCGACGCUUCUUCGCCGUUACCCAUGACCCCAACACACCAAGAAGAUGUCGAAUACUAUGGAGAAAGCGACUCGCAACUUGCUAGAGACGAGAGCGACAUUGAAUAA